AUGCGUUUGACCGUCGAGCUCAUCCAGCAUUCCCUUUCCUACAUCAAUCCUCUUACAGACCGUGAGCUGGAUCUUAGAGGACACAAGAUCCCCGCAAUUGAGAACCUGGGUAUUGCCAAAGACCAAGAUGCCAUUGAUUUCACCGACAACGACCUCUCAUCGCUCGGAAACUUCCCUCUCUUCCCUCGCCUUCGCACACUCCUCCUGGCGCGCAACCGGAUCAGUCACAUCCAGCCAUCCUUAGGCACAUCAGUGCCAAAUCUGUCAACUCUGGUUCUCUCCUCCAAUAACCUAUCCGAGCUUGCGGAUCUCGAUUCGCUUCGAACUCUCACAAACUUGACACAUCUCACUCUGCUUGAUAACCCCGUCACACGCAAAGAGAACUACCGAUACUGGGUUAUCUGGUUGGUUCCCUCCGUUCGUUUCUUCGACUACCAGAAAGUGAAGGAUGCGGAGCGUGCCAAGGCAAAGGAGCUCUUCGGUACCUUUGAAGAGCAAUCCGCCCUCGCGUCGAAGAUCAAGGGCAUCAAGUCCAACACAUUCGAUGCCUCGAUAGCCGCAGCGACAAACAACACCUCAACCGACAAGGCCAUCCGGGUGAAGUUCACAGACGAGGAACGGAAGCGCGUGGAGAAGAUGAUUCGCGAGGCAAAGAGUAUGGCCGAGAUUACACGACUGGAGAAGGAGCUCAGCGAAGGACGGAUACCCGGUGGAGCACUGGGCGGAAGCGAAGAUGUGGAUGGGGACGAGCGGAUGCAAAUGUGA
Penicillium verhagenii is the source of this 765-nucleotide messenger RNA. RefSeq names its product U2 snRNP complex subunit LEA1 (gene lea1). Gene Ontology annotation, biological process: mRNA splicing, via spliceosome. Gene Ontology annotation, molecular function: protein binding; U2 snRNA binding. NCBI's taxonomy places the organism in Eukaryota, Fungi, Ascomycota, Eurotiomycetes, Eurotiales, Aspergillaceae. Bases 1 to 765 code for a protein of 254 amino acids. Gene Ontology annotation, cellular component: U2 snRNP. The transcript is spliced from 4 exons. The record is from RefSeq and is a predicted model, not a curated record.